Messenger RNA from Melanaphis sacchari, 1539 nucleotides. It is a transcript of the gene SamDC, whose product is annotated as S-adenosylmethionine decarboxylase proenzyme 2. The transcript has 8 exons. Gene Ontology annotation, cellular component: cytosol. Gene Ontology annotation, molecular function: adenosylmethionine decarboxylase activity. The coding region runs from base 75 to 1169 and encodes 364 amino acids. The record is from RefSeq and is a predicted model, not a curated record. Gene Ontology annotation, biological process: spermidine biosynthetic process; spermine biosynthetic process. Lineage: Eukaryota; Metazoa; Arthropoda; Insecta; Hemiptera; Aphididae.
CUUUCCCCCCUCUGUGUUCGCAUGCGCGCAUCCAGGGUCACAAGGUGCUCGCAAGUCUUGUUUUCAUCGUUAUAAUGGAGAGUCGGAGAGGUUGCAGAUUUCAUUUGCUCGGCGGUUAUCCGCUGAUUAACAACAGGCUUAAUGUAGCCGGGUCGAUAAAUAUGGCCACAGAUUAUUUCUUUGAAGGGGCCGAAAAGUUGUUGGAAAUAUGGUUUGGACGUCAAGAUGGAAAAAAUGAAAAUGGAGACUUGAGAAAAAUACCAAGAGAAAAAUAUGAAGACCUCUUAAAAGCUGCAUGUUGUGAAGUAAUCAGUUAUACCAGUAAUGACGAGAUUGAUGCUUAUGUUUUGAGUGAAAGUAGUAUGUUUGUUACAAAACGCCGGUUCAUAUUAAAAACAUGUGGCACAACAACUCCGAUAGAAUGCAUUAAACCAUUACUGCUCAACGUACAUGAAUUCACUGGAUUUGAUGAAGUAGAAGAUGUGUUUUAUUCUCGUAAAAACUUUGAACGUCCUGAACUUCAAAAAGAUACACAUCGCAACUUUAAAUUAGAAAUUGAAUCUUUAAAUAUCAUAUUUAAAGGAACUGGAGUGGCUAGGUUUAUGCGCUCAUCAAAAACAAAUGAUUCUUGGUAUUUGUAUGCUUUACAUCCAGUUGAAUGUUUUGGAAAAGAAAAACAAAAUCCUGAUCAAACAUUGGAGAUACUCAUGACCAAUUUGGAUCCGCACGUCAUGCAAAUAUUUACAAAAGAUCAGUCGGCUAAUGCAAGUCAAGCUACUCAGGAUUCUGGAAUAUCGGAAUUGUUGCCUAAUAUGAAAAUUGAUGAUUUCUUGUUUGAACCUUGUGGUUAUUCUAUGAAUGGUAUUGCAAAAGAGGGACAUUAUAUGACUAUUCAUAUUACUCCUCAACAAGAAUUUUCUUAUGUUAGUUUUGAGACUAAUGUUCCUCAAAGCUCUUACAAGGAACUCAUUUUAAAAGUGCUGAAAACAUUCCAACCAGAAAAAUGCGUGCUCACUAUGUUUACUAAUGAGAUUUCACCAAGUAAAUCAAACCAUAAGGAAUUUAAAUAUCUAACACAUUUGGGUGAAUGGCAACAAGACUCAAACAGGACGUGUUCACUGAAAAACCAUGACUUAACUGUAUCAUUUUACUCCAAAUACCCAAGCUGAGAUCAACCGAUGUGGGACACGCCUCUCAACAAAAACGAAAUGCUGCUAUUGCUACAUAACACAGCUAUCCUAGUCGUUCUAGUCUGCAUAAAAACUCUAUGUGUCACCAAACCUAUUUAUCACUUUGCAUGGCGUCGUUUUAAAAUAGUCUAAAUUGUAUUACCUUAUAAAAUUCUGGUGUAUACCAGAAUUCUGUAACAUAGUUGUUUUUAUUUGUUCAUGUUAUUUAAAACAAAAUAUAUUCAUGAACAUUAUAUGUUCCUGUUACGGACACUAAAUACGCUUGGUUUAAUUGUGAUUAUGUGGCAAGCAUUUUGUUUUGAGGCAUAUAAAAAUUGAUGCGCCAUAAAUAAAUUUCCAUUUAUAAAUA